This is a messenger RNA of Zea mays, 1452 nucleotides long. RefSeq lists its product as uncharacterized. The transcript is spliced from 6 exons. The record is from RefSeq and is a predicted model, not a curated record. NCBI's taxonomy places the organism in Eukaryota, Viridiplantae, Streptophyta, Magnoliopsida, Poales, Poaceae. Bases 889 to 1260 code for a protein of 123 amino acids.
CCCUCUCCCCUAGAUCCUUCGACGCCGCCCUCCCUCAGCUCAUUCCCUGCCGCCGCUCAUCUGCUGGCCUUGUCUCACUGCCGCCCAACCAUUUUCCUCCCUCAAGCUAGCACGCAGCCUCAACUCCUCUCCCACCUCACGCACGUCUCUCCCAGCCGUUCCUUCAUUUCUCUGGCUCGUCCUUCUCCAUGAGGUCGCGCCCUGCUGCGCCGUCGUGCUGGUCGCCGGCUGAGCCCCCUUCAGUGCCUGACGCCGCAUCUCCCUGGUGCUCACCUCUGUUUCCCCCUGCGUUGGACGACCUCGCACUCCCUCCCUGCUCCAGAUUUCUCCAUGGUCGCCCCUUUCCUUGCCCCGGGUGGCGAGCUCGCCCCUCAUUCCUGCUCGCCUAAUCUCCACUUCCCUGUUGCAGCCACCUCCCAUGGACGCCAGCCCUCAGCCAUGGAUGCCGAACCCCCUCUCUUUAGUGCCUUUCUUUACAGCCCCUGCGUCGCCGUGCGUGUAAGGUGUUUGUAUAAAUGCUCAAGAGGAGUGACGUGUCAUGGCCAACCCUUUUGGCGUCGUCGGAUGUUUGAUGUUUUGUGCAUCCCGUCUACGACGCCGUCGACCAUCGGUGAGGAUUCGUUCUUGCUUUGUCAUUUCAUCGAUCGACGUCUAUUUGCUAAUAUGAAUUGUGUUUAUGUGCCUAUGUGUGUUGAGGAGCGAAAUCCGUGAAAUCUAGGUGAAGAAGAGACGGAGCACGUCGUCGUCAUGGUUGCAGCUUUGCUUUUGUCGUCGUGGAGCCUCCACCAGCGCCGUGUAGCAGUCAAUAUGUGAUAGAUGACUAGAAGAAAAUUAUAAAAGGAUGUUGAAUAAGAUUGUGCUUAUUUUCUCGUGACGAAGGUUUUUUCUAUGCUUAGGGACUGCUCUUAUGUGUUAUUGGUGCUAUUCCGCUUGUACGGCCAACGAAAUAGGUCCUACUACACAAGGGAAAUAGAGGAUACCAUACUCUUAGCUUUACAGAAGCCUGAAGUGUAUGAUGACAUUGCUCGCGCUACAUGCUGCAAAUUUGGGAUAGAUAGACCUCAAGUUGUACCUGUGCAAGGACUACCUCAGGUCAAAGUAGGAUGGGAGAAUGUUGAAUGCUUCUUCAGAUACUAUUUCUUGGUCUGUCAAAUCUGCUUAACCCAAAUGCAAGUUUGUUCAAAUGUGGCAAAAAAUAAUUGUCUCACCAAUUGUCAGCAUGUUUGCUUCCAGCAAAGUUGUCCAGAGAAGAAAAGAUGAAAUGGAACUCAAAUUUUAGUGGUCGCACAAGUGUGGAGCCAGUUGAUGACCAAGUUUUUCAAUUAGUAUUUUAGUUUGAAUUUAGAGUACACAUAUGUAUGAGUUAUUUGACAAUGCUUGUUUAUGAGAGAUUGAAUGAUACCUAUCUAUAUUAUAUUAAUUAUAAUGUUAUUAAAUAAAUGUGUAUAUGUA